Messenger RNA from Menidia menidia (Atlantic silverside), 1836 nucleotides. Lineage: Eukaryota; Metazoa; Chordata; Actinopteri; Atheriniformes; Atherinopsidae. The record is from the annotation of a GenBank genome assembly.
ACCCCUCUCCUUCUGUUCCUGUGUACAAACUUACAAUUUUUCCAGCACAGGAGAUCAAAAGAGAUCCGGCACACUGCACCAAACUUACCAUGGAGCCUGUUCAGCUUCUGGUUUCCAACUUUUGCCAGUAAAAAGUCUGACUCCAGCACGUCAAGUUGGAUUCCUCUACUUUCCAGUUUCUCCAAUUUUUUUAAGCAUAUCUGCAUCUCCUCAGGAUUUUUGACUUGGGUGUUUUACAGGACUCUGCCCAUCAGCAGUGUACAACUGCUCUUCCCAUCAACGGCACUCACGAUGCUAGAUCCACAGGUGAAAAGCUCCUUAAGCGGGAGCACAUUUUUGGGCUCUUUAGAGGAGCAGGAACCCCCGCCUCCACUCCGCAGCUACCUCUUUUUGGCCAUGUUGGCUUGCUUUUGUCCAGCAUACCCCGUCAACAUUGUGGGCCUGGUGUUCUCUGUCAUGUCCAGAAGCAGUUAUUAUCAAGGUGACUAUGAUGGUUCCAGGCGACUGGGCAGGAACGCCAAGUAUGUCUCCGUUGCUUCCAUCAUCAUAGGAAUUCUCAUCAUCGCCAUCUCCUGCAUCGUUCAUUUUACCACAAUGGAUAAUUAGCACUGUGGAAGUGGAGAAGAAGAGUAAAGAGAUGCAAAGCAGUUGAACAAUAACCUUUGGAUAGAAAGGUCUGCAUUGGCUCUAAUGGGAAUCGGAGGUCUUGGUGACUUCAGUCUGAAGAUCACUUGUUCCUAUUUCCUGCUUUUUUCAUGGACAGACUAUAACUAUACAUUCUGGUGAGUCCAAUUAGUAUUUCUUUUUAUGUAAUUGAGGAUUUCAAUUGAACGGGAGCUCUCUAGCAACAUAUGUCCCACAGUUUUCUGGUUGGAAUGAGACUGGCAUUUUUGUUUACAACAAAUAACAACAAGUAAAGAUGAAAACACUAACUCUACUAUCCAUAGCUAAUAUGUGCCGUCAGCAAAACUGGUUGAUUGAUAGAAUUCUAAAAAUGAAGAAUUCUCUUGAAGGUGACAUCUAAGUGCGUGUCGCAGCACAGUCAAAGGAGCACAAACACCAGAGUCUGAUAAAUGGAGACGUUCCAAAGUCCCUUUCAUUUUUUUCCAUCUUAUGCAUCUGUUUUUUUUAAUCAAGCUGGUAAACAGCACUCACAGAAAGCUGCUGAUCUGUUUUCCAAGAUGCCAAAGUUUCUGGAAAUAUUUAAAAGAAAUGUAAUUUUGAAUUAAGGAGACCUGGAAACACUCUCUCAUCAUCUUUCAAGUAUCAGUGUCGAAGCUCCAGCAAUGGGUUUCAACGUGUUACUGCUCAAACUAGCUUAUUUAUGUUUGCAAAAGGUAUCUGAGAGCUCAAAUCUGUGACAUGGCACUGUUUUCCAUUUUUUCACUGCACUUGUUUGGUGUCGAGAGGUCCUGUUUUCACAAAUGCACUGUAUGUCUGCACAAUUUUCUCUGUGAUUCUGAAAGAGAAGCAACCAGCUAUAAAAAUCUAUAAAAACAACAUUUGUCCCUUUGCAGGUGAAAUGUAGAACUUUUAAAAAUGUAAAAUAAAAAUCUCUGUCAUGGUUACAUGUAAAACAUGCCAACGUACUUUGAUUCUGUGAUUCUGCUCCACUGUGAUUCUUGUACAAUUCCUUGAUUGUAAAUUGUGACUGCAGUUAUGAAAAAGUGUAAAUAAUUGUUUUGUAUGGGCUACUGGGAAAAAAAAGGCCCAUUGACCCAUUUUUGUGGGAACUGAAAGUCAAAAGACUGUUGACUUUCACCACUGUGUGUCACAUUGUAAUUUCCUUAACUAACUUAACCCCUUUGAGAAUGAAAUAAAAACUAUUUUAGAUGG